Ruditapes philippinarum (Manila clam) is the source of this 777-nucleotide messenger RNA. Its product is annotated as ladderlectin-like. Bases 1 to 693 code for a protein of 230 amino acids. Gene Ontology annotation, biological process: biological process involved in interspecies interaction between organisms. Gene Ontology annotation, molecular function: carbohydrate binding. The record is from RefSeq and is a predicted model, not a curated record. Gene Ontology annotation, cellular component: external side of plasma membrane. NCBI's taxonomy places the organism in Eukaryota, Metazoa, Mollusca, Bivalvia, Venerida, Veneridae. The transcript is spliced from 4 exons.
AUGGGUUAUGGAAUCAGUGUGAUGGCUAUUCGUUUACCUCUUUGUAUGCUUAUUGGAAUAUGUUCCCGUGUUUUGACCGGAAGUGAUGUAAAAUACGUUAUGCACGCGAGUCUGACCGGAUACACUUGUACAAAUAAUCAAGUAUUAUUUGACGUAACGAGUUUGCGAAGUGCAGUGAGUUGUGCCGCUAAAUGCACGGAGACCACUACAUGCUAUGGAGUGUUCCAUAGACGCCAAGACAUGCGUUGUAUAGGAUGUAUGGAAGAAUUUAUUGUUAGUACAGAGACACCAAUGUUGAACGGUACAAGAUACUACAGGCGCCAAACAUACAAGAUAAUUGAUACGAAACUAUCUUGGAAUGAGUCUAAGCAAAGAUGUGGAGAUAUUGGAGGGCAUUUAGCAUACAUUAAAUCUCAAGAGGAACAACUCUUCAUAGAAGCGUACAUAACUCACGAUAUUCGAAAAACUCUGUGGUUAGGUGGUCGAAAUUCAGGAAAUACGGGAGAGUUUUUCUGGCAAGACGGUGAUCCCGUUUCUGAUGGUUUCACAAACUGGAGAGAUGGACAUCCCUUAACGAUAUGCUCGAGUGAACAAUGCAUGAUUCUUUUCUAUGUGAACCAGGAAUGGGUUUGGCAAGAUAUGCCUUGCGGUCCAAGCGGGGUGAAUCGUUACGGCUUAUGUGAGUUUGACUGACAUCAAAAUGAAAUAAUGAAGCUGUUACAUUUAUUCUGAUACUAUAAAGCUAUAGCCUAUUUGAAUUAAGUAUUGUAUGCAUAG